AAAUUAUUUGCAAUUUAGUUUAUUAUUUUAUUCUAAACAAGCAAACUACCAUGGUGGAGAAACACUCAUACUCAAUCGACUGUUUAGCCAGAUAGCAAAAUGGGGUGAUUCAGAAAGUGAUCUUGGUAGUUCCUAUCAAGCUAACUAUCAUUUUACCGACGCUCAAAUAGCCAGUAGUUGGUUUCCGAGUAAUACAUUUACUGCUAAACAAAAUGUUCAAUACAGGCCUCCGCCUAAGAAUGAUAACUCCGUGAGUGGUGUGGACAGAGCAAUGAAGUGGCUGUAUAUGGUCGGAUAGUAUUGGAGCUAGAUCGUUUAAUGAACGUGCAAAC
This is a messenger RNA of Medioppia subpectinata, 332 nucleotides long. NCBI's taxonomy places the organism in Eukaryota, Metazoa, Arthropoda, Arachnida, Sarcoptiformes, Oppiidae. The record is from the annotation of a GenBank genome assembly.